This is a messenger RNA of Vitis vinifera (wine grape), 1365 nucleotides long. RefSeq names its product protein ALP1-like. The coding region runs from base 1 to 1365 and encodes 454 amino acids. The record is from RefSeq and is a predicted model, not a curated record. NCBI's taxonomy places the organism in Eukaryota, Viridiplantae, Streptophyta, Magnoliopsida, Vitales, Vitaceae. The transcript has a single exon.
AUGAAUUCUCGGGCUUUGGCAGCUCUACUGUCGUCUCUAAUUUCAGAACUCCUCCUUCUCCUCCUCCUCCUCUUCCCUUCCUCUAACCCCCUCACCAUAACUUCCAAUUCUAAUUCCGGUUCCAAUUUCUAUGAAACCAUUUUCCCUCUGAUUCACCAUUUCCUCUCUUCCGCGGAGCUUGUUACCUCUCUGUCUCUCCUCUCCAUUUCCAGGAAACGCAAGAGGACCCACCAGCCAGACCUCGACAACGAGGACGAAGAGGAUGAACCCGGCUCAGAACUCGCCCGAUUCGAACUGGGUUUGACUCAGAACCCUGACUCGUUCAAGGGUUGUUUCAGAAUGACCUCCUCCACUUUUGAGUGGCUGUCUGGCCUGCUCGAGCCAUUGCUCGAUUGUCGCGACCCAAUUGGCUCUCCCCUCAAUCUCGCCCCCGAAAUUCGACUCGGAAUUGGGCUUUUCCGGUUGGCCACCGGCUCCGAUUACCCCGAAAUCGCUCGCCGAUUCGGGGUUUCCGAGUCCAUAACCCGGUUCUGUGUCAAACAGUUGUGCCGCGUUCUCUGCACCAAUUUCAGAUUCUGGAUCGCUUUUCCUAGCCCAAUUGAUCUCGAUUCCUUGUCCACGAGCUUCGAAGCUCUCACCGGAUUGCCCAAUUGUUGUGGCGUAAUUGAUUGUACUCGGUUCAAGAUUGUGAGAAAUAAUGGGUUCAAGCUAUCUCCCAAAGAGGAGGUUCGUGAAGAGAGCAUUGCUGCCCAAAUUGUGGUUGAUUCAUCAUCCCGAAUCCUAAGCAUUGUUGCUGGGUUUCGUGGUGAUAAGGGCGAAUCUCGGGUCCUUAAAUCCUCAACUCUGUACAAAGACAUUGAAGGAGGAAGUUUAUUGAAUGCUCCCCCAGUUUAUAUGAAUGGGGUUGGUAUAAAUCAGUACUUGAUCGGCGAUGGAGGAUACCCUUUGCUUCCCUGGUUGAUGGUACCUUUCGUUGAUCCAGCUCCUGGUUCAUAUGAGGAGAAUUUCAAUUCAGCACACCAUUUGAUGCAUAUUUCAGCCCUCAGAGCAAUCGCUAGUUUGAAGGACUGGGGUGUCCUGCGCCAAACUAUAGAGGGGGAGUUCAAGAUGGCUGUUGCCUAUAUUGGGUCGUGUGCAAUACUUCAUAACGUUUUGCUUAUGAGGGAUGACUAUUCGGCAUUGUCGGACGGGUUGGGGGAUUACAGUCAGAGCCCUCAGUAUUGUAGGAAUGCCAGCUUGGAGGAGAGCCCAAUUGAGAGGAAUGCUUCUGUUAUUAGAAAUGCUUUAGCUACCAGAGCGAGAAAGUUUCAUUCUUCCAGCCACUCUAUGGACCCUGGUGGUUCUGUGAAAGCAGAGCCCCGGUGA